GUAACUUUAUGUGUAUUAAUUUUAUUUCUAUUAGACUGUCAAACAAGUGUAUUGUGUCUGUUUUCUAUAUAGUAACAGUCCUAUAUUUACAUACAUAUUCGAGUGCUGCCUCUUUGUGAUAAAGCAUUAAUACUUAUUUAUAAAAAAAAAAAACAAUAUUUUCUUUAUUGCACUUAAACAAUACAUAUAGCUAUUAGUUUAACAACUUGUUUGCUAUAAUAUACUCAGACAUUAUAACUAUCACAUUGAAUAUCACACUUUAUAUUAUUGCUAAUCAGCUUUUUAUAAAUUGCAAUAGAGUUACUAAAAAUGUUAACAUGUCUAUGGUGACAAACAAGUGUACAGCCCGUCUGAGGGCCUACCGUCAAAUAUUUUCCAAAAUUUCGGGGACAAACAGAAAUUAGAUGUUAAAAUUACAUAAUACAUGCCGUUUAAAAUCAUUAAAAAUGUUAAAAUAUCGUUCCUCUGGACUAUUAGGAUAGGAUUUAUGAUGAGCGAAAUGUUAGGCUCCAUUUACUAGGUUGAUUUAGGUACGAACACAAACACGAAAUUGAGCCCGAAAAUUCGGAAUUUCAUUUCAUGGUAGCCUAUGGACUGUAGCCUAUGGACACCUGCAACACUAGGAGUGUCACAUGCCUGUUGCUGACCCUCAAGAAACGCACAAUGGCCCAAAUGAGAGGCUGAGCCCAGAAAAUAGAGUUCUAUUCACAUUUCACCCUUUUUGAAGAACCCCAUACUGUAGUCUCUAGGGAAAUUAUCUCGUUUUACGGGGUAUCUCACAACUGUAUUUAACAUUUUUAUAUGGUUAUCCUUGUUAGUAUUCAUUAGAGUUGACUUUAAGGCAACUUAAAAUAACAUACAAGAUGUUGACAAGACAAGAUGAUGACCCACCUGAUAGAAGUGGUAACCAUUCACACGUAACCAAAUAUGACUCAUGAUUUGUGUUCAGAGAUUUAAGAUAUAGACGUUAUUAUUGUUAUGUGUGUAUAUUAUUAUAUGUAAUUAAUAUAAUUCCAUUUAAUUAUACAUAUUGUUUUGACUCCAUUUCUAUGUCCAAGAAAUCAGCUCCUGUAAAUCACGUGAUACUAUUUUGGUAUUUUUUUUUGGCUGAUAAUGAAAUAGUAACCCCACUUGCACUAUCGGUAUACACCGGCGGGGCACCAGUGUAGGAUGAUAGGUGAGGAUGAAGCAGGUCAAUUAGCCCAUCGUGACGAAUUCAACAAGAAUUGUUCACGAUGGUUACCAGGGGGAACCACGUGGACAUCGACCUGAUAGGGCUGAUAUUGCUAGCAAUGGGGCUGUCAAACUCCAUUGCUAACAAUCCCUUUCCUGCAACUAUUUUGGUACUAGCCAUUGGCCCUUAUUGGCCCAUUCACUCCAGUCCAUCAAAUUUUAUAAUGCAUCAUCAUUCAAAAAAAUGCAUUAAGAAAAAACACAAUUUUUUACUCUUAAAUAAAUUAAUUCAAAAACUAGUCAAAACACCCAUAGGCUAGUACACAUAUAUGUUACUGUACUGAUGUUUUCCUAUUGGGAAACUGUAAAGCUCAUAUAUAAUAGAAUAAGUGGCAACACUUAACCUAAUAACAUACUAUGCACUGUGUUCCCAAAAUAAAUUGCAUUAUACUAAUUUAAAGUGUUUAAUCUUUUGCAAAUAUAGUUGCGCUUGUUGCAAAUUUUACCUUAUUGUUUGUAAGUAAUUAGAUUUCUCAUAAUUGUGAUAAUUUUCAUAAUAAAUACUCGCGUAUUUCGAUUCAUCUCAUAAUAAGUGUCAAACUGUGAAAUUGAAAACUACCCACAUUUUACGUGAUACUGUCGACCAUCAUAUUGGACUCAGUGCUGCCUACCACAAAAGACUAUUAAAGAUUAAUUAAUAGGGAGAAUUUAGACGCUGUGUUCGAGUAUCUAUACCAUAAAAAUGUCGGAAUCAUCCUUAUCGUGGGGUUGCUGCGGCCUGGAUAAUAGCGAGGAAGAAUACAUUUGCUGCUCUCAGUGUGGACAUGCAUAUCAUAUUAAUUGUUUGAAUCCAAAUGGGAAUACGUCAGACUUUGAAAUCGUGUCUGAUUGGAAUUGCCCAGCCUGCAAACCUGUAAGAAGAAGCUUAAACAAAGACGUAACACCAGCACGUCAACAUGGUCUUAAUCCUAUUGAACGCAAUGCAUCCAAAAGGCCUAAUAAAAGAAUGGCCCUCUCAUCCCCUUCGGAACAAAAAGAAUCAGCAGCAUAUAUGACACAUAAUGACAUUCGAGACCUGGUGAAGGAAGUUAUUAAAUCUGAGUUGAAAACAGCGAUUUCUAACAUGAGUGAGACCUUCACUAAUGAAUUGAGAGCUGUCAAAGAUGAAAUGCGUAAUAUGAGAGAUUCCAUGAGUUUUAUAAACAUUCAAUAUGAAGAAAUUAUAAAACAAAAUAAUAUCAACUCAGAAAUCAUAAAAAAAUUGCAGUCUGAAGCCGUUGACAUGCGUUCCACAAUUACAAAUCUAAACAAUCGUAUUAACCAAAUCGAACAGGCUACACGUGCUAAUAAUUUGGAGGUACAAUGCGUCCCGGAGACUAAUGGAGAGAACACCUUUGAAAUGAUUCAAAAGAUAGGUAAUGCAAUUGGUUACAGCAUCUCGGAGUCAAGUGUCACACAUUGUAUACGUACUGCAAAGAUAAACCGGUCUAGUUCACGUCCCCGCUCAAUUGUAGUGCAGUUUAACUCUCGAAAAACUCGCGAUAGUUUUAUGGCUGCUGCAAUUAAGUUUAACAAGUCUAAUCCACACGAUAAACUCAACACUGUAUCCGCUGGAAUAAGUAACAUAAAACGACCCAUUUAUAUAACAGAACAUCUCUCACCUGCUAAUAAGGCACUUCACGCUGCAGCGCGAUCCAGAGCGAAGGCGUUGAACUAUAAGUAUGUUUGGGUACGUGAUGGAAGAAUAUUUGUGCGGAAGGAUGAUGGAGCUAACUACAAUCUAAUAAAGAGCAUAGACUGUAUAAAUAAGUUAGUGUAAAUUUUAUAGUAUUAUUUUAAGUCAUGUAGUAGUUUGUACAACUUUAAAAUUCUCAUCGAUUAAUAUAUUGUAUCAAAAUGUCCGUGGGCUUAAAACCAAAACACAGGAUUUCUAUUUAAAUGUGUUAAAUUGUAACACGGACAUUAUUGUAUUAACUGAAACCUGGUUAAACGAUGGUAUAGACAGUUCGGAACUUUUUUGUGAUAGGUAUGUUGUAUAUAGACGUGAUCGCCAGACUAGUAAUAGUUCUAAGAGUGAGGGAGGUGGUGUUGCUAUUGCUGUCACGAAAGAGCUUGUAUCCCACCGAAAAAAGUCAUGGGAGAGUAGCUGUGAAGACCUAUGGGUUGUUAUUAAUGUUUCUAUUUCUGAUUCAAUCCAUCAAGUCGCCUUAUGCGCAUUGUAUCUCCCGCCUCCUGUUGAUAGAAUGUUACUGGAUAAAUUCUUAACAAAUUGCAAUAGAGUAUCUGAAAUCCAUGAUAUGCAUACUUGUAUAUUUGGCGAUUUUAACUUGGGCAGCAUCGACUGGAAGGCUAUAGAUAAUUCUGCUAUUGGAUAUCGUUUAUCUGCCAGAGACCAAUUAAUGCUAGAUUUUUGUAGAAUUAAUCAUUUUCAUCAGUGCAACAAUGUUGUCAAUAUUCGAAACAAUAUACUUGAUCUUGUUCUGGUUGACUUCUCCCAUUGCGAAGUCAAUAGGGCAGCUGCACCUCUUAGUAGAAUUGAUCUGCUUCAUCCGCCAUUGGAAAUCGUUAUUUCUACCGGAAUAUCUAAAACACUAAAUAAUAACACAAAUAAUAUAAGAUAUAAUUUCCACAGAGCGGAUUACGAAUCUAUCAAUGGAUAUCUUCAGAGUAUUGAUUGGAAUGAAAAGUUUGAAAAUCUUGGCUCUGUUAAUGAUUUAGUGGCUAUUUUUUUACGUCUGACGGGUCACUUGUGCAAAUGGGUGUACCUCAAGGAUCUAUUCUCGGUCCAUUUUUAUUCCUAGUUUACAUUAAUGAUCUCCCAUAUGCCAUGCAGGAUAGAUGCGGCAUAGUAUUGUUUGCAGACGAUACUUCAUUGAUUUUUAAAGUUAAUAGAAUGACUAAUAAUUAUGACGAUGUAAAUAGUGCUUUGCGGCGUCUCCUGCACUGGUUUACAACUAACAAUCUUAUGUUAAACGCUAAAAAAACAAAAUGUGUUAAUUUCUCUCUAUCUAAAAGUUUUAAUACUAAUUGCAAUAUUAAAUUAAAUGACGAAUCUCUCGAAUUUAUAGAAUCUACUGUCUUUCUAGGAAUCACACUAGAUAGUAAAACACAAUGGGGUGCACAAAUUCAAAGCCUUGCAGCGAAACUAAGUUCAGCAGCUUUUGCCGUGCGUAAAGUUAGACAGUACACUGAUACUGAUACUGCUAGAUUAGUCUAUUUUAGUUAUUUUCAUAGUUUACUCUCUUAUGGAAUAUUACUAUGGGGAAAAGCGGCAGAUAUUAAGAAUAUAUUCAUAUUACAAAAACGUGCCGUUCGAGCGAUCUACUGUAUGAAGAGUCGUGACUCAUUAAGAGAGAAAUUCAAAGAGGCAAAUAU
Messenger RNA from Galleria mellonella (greater wax moth), 4548 nucleotides. RefSeq lists its product as uncharacterized. The record is from RefSeq and is a predicted model, not a curated record. The transcript has a single exon. Bases 1916 to 2992 code for a protein of 358 amino acids. NCBI's taxonomy places the organism in Eukaryota, Metazoa, Arthropoda, Insecta, Lepidoptera, Pyralidae.